UCACUGAGCAAUACUCACUGUAGUUACUAUAUUUUCAUCUAAAUCUACCGUGACGCGCGGUGAAACGACACGAUCUUUCAGCCAUGGACGGCGAAGAAGUAAGAAAUGGCAGCCACGACGAGAACCUUGAACAUUUUGAUCUCAAUCUGGCUUAUCGUUUCCUCGAUUCACUCCCCAACGAUGUUCACAUCUUAAACAAUUUGCCAGAUCCGUUGAAAAUCACAAGGAUCAACCUUGCCGGAAACAACGUUUCAGUUCUUCCCGAUUCAAUAGCAAACUUUCUGAACCUUAGAGAUUUGGAUAUCUCCGAAAAUGGCCUGGUUUACAUAACUCCACGAAUUGGCGAACUUCGGAACCUCAAAAGGUUGAUGGCAAAGAACAACAACAUGGUCGAUUUACCGAAAGAGUUCGCUUUUCUUUUGGCUUUAGAACAUCUCAAUUUAAGCGGUAAUCGAUUUGAAUCGUUUAUGCCGGAAAUGUUUGAACUUCUAGCUCUCAAAGCAUUGUAUUUAGGAGGAAACAGAAUCGAUGUUAUUCCACCAGAUAUCCAUCGUCUUCAAAGGUUGGAAAUUCUCUAUCUUGGUGGCAAUCAGUUGUCAUCUGUACCAGCUGAACUGGGUAUCCUGCGCAAGUUAAAGGCCCUCAAUCUGUGUGACAACAAGAUUGAAUCCCUUCCCUCAACAUUUGCAAAACUGACGCAUUUACAGUCUUUGCAUCUUCACAACAAUAGACUGACGUUGCUGCCUGUUGAACUUGUAAAACUGCGAAACUUGGAAGAGUUAAGUCUGCGAGAAAAUCCUCUUGUUGUGCGAUUUGUUAGAGACAUGGCAUUUAACCCUCCUUCGUUGUUAGAACUAAGUGGCCGCUGUAUCAAAAAUACUGGAGUCAAAUAUGGUCCACAAGACCUCCCUGUACAUUUACUUCAGUAUCUGAACAGUGCUCGCCGUUGUGUGAAUCCAUGCUGGAAGGGAGUGUAUUUUGAUGCAAGAGUACGACAUAUAAAGUUUGUGGACUUCUGUGGGAAAUAUCGUCUACCUCUUGAACAGUUUCUGUGCUCACCACAUGCUGAUGAAAGAUGGGAAGAUUGUUCCUCAAGCAGUAGUGAAGAUGAAGCCGUUGGUAUACCUCGUGAAAGAAUGAGGAAAGUUCUCUUAGGAUAAGAGUAAGUUCUAGCACAUUGCAAAAUAUACAGCCCCUAUUUGGGACUUUUAAUUCAGGGUUUGCUUUGAUUCAAGAGACACAAGCCUUGGUUAUGACUGAAAGAAAUACUCCUACAGCAUAACUUUGCAUCUGUUGUCUUCAUGGACACAACAGACUCUUUAGGAGACACUUUUUUCGAAGAUGCCCCUGAAUAAAAGUCCACUGUCAGUCUGAAACCCUUUCACUCCCAUGGUAUUUACCGGUAUAUCAGCUCUCCUAACUGUAAAAGGCAAUAAUUUUCUUUCUUUUUUUUUUUAACUUUAAGUAUUUAUAAUGUUAAUUUUGCCUAGUGGAGUGCAGCUUGGUCUGAAGUUCUACGCAUGAUUUGAAAAAUCCAACUUGCGCUGCACCCUUGUUUCAUUUGAAUUUACAAGUACAAUUUCAGACCAAAAUUGCACAACUUGAAAUUCAUUUAUCAUUUUAUUACAUCCAUUUUGAAUUUGAAAACUUUAUGAGCCUAAAUACAGGAUUUUAGUCGUUACUAAUAUUUUAUUGAUCCAAUAUUGAAGUAUUGUGGACAAAAGUUGCAAAAUUUGCAACACAGUGGUUUCUUUGUCUUUCAGUUUCCUGCAAUGCAGUAGGUUUCUUCACAAGAGCCUCAAAAUCUGUUAGAUUAUUUCAUUUUAGUGUUGCUUUCUCAUUGACCAGAAAGAUGCAAUUUAGAAGCAAAAAUAUUUGUUCCUGAUUUGUUCUGCUGAGAGCCAAUUAGAUUGUACAGAUCACCAGUGAUUUCAAAAUGGAUGUAAUAGAGUAAAAACUCACAUAAUAUCUGCUUUUCUUCUUUCCUCUCUUUACCCGCCUCCUUGAAAAUGUAUCAGUAUUAUUAGA
This is a messenger RNA of Stylophora pistillata, 2028 nucleotides long. RefSeq lists its product as uncharacterized. Gene Ontology annotation, molecular function: protein binding. NCBI's taxonomy places the organism in Eukaryota, Metazoa, Cnidaria, Anthozoa, Scleractinia, Pocilloporidae. The record is from RefSeq and is a predicted model, not a curated record.